ACAGAUGACUGUUGCAUAGGCCUACAUGACCUAAUGAGAUGUUGGACUCCGAAGACUGCACUUUGUCCCUGGAUAACCUCUUCUUUGAGAGGCCAGUUGUCCACAAAGUAAAGCCACUUUGUCAAGAGCAGAGUUCUUGGCAGUUGGAACCCCCUCUGUCCCUCUCCCAGAUCCCAGCCACUCAGGACAUCCAGAAAGAGGCAGAGGGUCUUUCAUCAUUCAGUUUCUCUCAGAAGUCCAACAAAUUCCUUCCCCCUUUGAAAAGAGCAGCUGACGGUGAUGGUUUCACUCCCAAGAAUAACAAAUUAAAUCAGAAUACCAGUGAUGGAAGAAAAGAACCUGAGGCACAGGGCUGGUGUGCCCUUUGGGCUCGGGAAGACUUCAUGAAUAAAUCCCAGGAUACCAAAAAGGUUAGAGGUCAAACUAAAACCCCACAUGAGUCAUGCACUGGAGCAGAAACAUUUCCCUCUGGAGUUCAGCCAAAGCCCACCUCUACGGAGAAGUUUGUUCAAACCUCCCAGUGGUCAGGUGUUGAACAGCAGCGCAAACUCAAACGGAGGCCUCAACCAGGCACGACCCGGAGUGCAGCAAACCUUCGACCAGGUUUCUAUGGCGACAGAUCCUCGGCUGGCAAAGCAGCAGGCUCCGGCCCCCUCACCGAUCUGGGCACGCCUACAGCCCGGGGACCACCACAGAAGACACAGGACAAGGGCACCAAGAGGGCUCAUGUUCUCCCCAUGACACCCCAACCCCUUCACAUACAAAGUAGUACCGCACAGACUGAACCCAACACCAUGUCUGUGUUUAUAUAUAUAUAUAUAUAAAUCAUAUACAUAUUGCUAUGAUGAGGUGUUGUAGCUGAAGAAUGUACUCAGAUGUAAUGGUCAUGGCUGCAGCCUGUCACUCACUGUUCGUUAGAGCUUGAUGAGGUGAAACGAGGUGAGCGCUACCCAAUGCCCUCUUUGCUGUAAUGACAGAAAAAUACCACUAGGGGGUGGACAAUAUCUGCCAUUUUGACUGGGGUUGGGUUACCACUGUCAGUGCGAAUGUAAAAUGAGAUGUCUAUAGAUUUGUUUU
Oncorhynchus keta (chum salmon) is the source of this 1077-nucleotide messenger RNA. RefSeq lists its product as uncharacterized. Bases 39 to 824 code for a protein of 261 amino acids. The transcript has 4 exons. The record is from RefSeq and is a predicted model, not a curated record. NCBI's taxonomy places the organism in Eukaryota, Metazoa, Chordata, Actinopteri, Salmoniformes, Salmonidae.